Messenger RNA from Eruca vesicaria subsp. sativa (arugula), 591 nucleotides. NCBI's taxonomy places the organism in Eukaryota, Viridiplantae, Streptophyta, Magnoliopsida, Brassicales, Brassicaceae. The record is from the annotation of a GenBank genome assembly.
AUGGGUUUCCUCGUAGCCGCCAUUAAUGUUCCUCCUCUUCCUUUGAUCCAUCAACAAGUGAAAUCGAAGCAUGGUUGUAAUAAAGACGAGAGAUCUUUGUUUACUCGUCGUGGUUUCUUGCACUGUGUUGGUGGUGUUUCGUUGAUAGCCACACUUGAGUUUCCUGGAUUACAAGCAGCUGCUAAAGCAGAGGAGAAAGAUGAAGGGGAGAGAGGAGAAGGAGUUGUUGGUGCUUUCAAGUCUUUGUUUGAUCCUAACGAGAGAACAAAGUCAGGGAAAGAACUACCAAAAGCUUACUUGAAAUCUGCAAGAGAGGUUGUGAAAACGAUGAGGGAGUCACUGAAAGAGAAUCCAAAAGACAAUGCCAAGUUUAGAAGAAGUGCUGAUUCCGCCAAGGAGUCGAUUCGUGAUUACUUGAGUAACUGGAGAGGACAGAAGAGUGUAGCUGGAGAAGAAUCUUAUGCGGAGCUGGAGAAAGUAAUCAGAGCUUUGGCUACGUUUUACUCAAAGGCAGGCCCUUCUGCACCUCUUCCUGAGGAGGUUAAGACUGAGAUUUUGAAUGAUCUUAACAAGGCUGAAGAGUUUUUGUGA